AUCCUGUCUCGAUGAUGCUUUUAGACGAUGAUAUAUCUCGUCAUCUAACCGGACCGCAAGACUAAGCCUCGCCUCCCUAAAUGGCGGGCAGCGAUUGGUCAGGACUACUGCCGGCACUCCGCAGGAUUGGUAGCUGAGGGAGACGGUCGAAGAGGGUCGAGGGACUGCUGGCCGGCGGGGACUCAGCGGCUCCGGGAGAGUCCGAGCCAAGGAAUAAGUCCUGUAGAGGUCUGACGAGCAGGUUAAAAGAAUAUGUUUAAAAUGACAACUGUGAAGCAUAUGUCAUGAACUGGUGUUCCCAGGUCUUUAUAUUUUGUUAUUUCCUCCAGUUCUUUCUCUUCUCUUUUGCUGUCUCCAGGCUGACUAUGGAGCUUCUACCUCCUAGCAAGCUGAGGUUGUCAAAUUACAAAUUACUGAAGGCUUAACGUUAUUCUAUAUGAUCUGCUGGAUUAAGCAUCUAUUUAGAGUGAUAUUUAUGCAAGUUGGGUUAACAAUGGAAUCAUUGCUUUGGUCAAAUAAAACUUAUGGCCCAAACAGAAGUAUUGUAAGAAAAAUCGGCUCAAACCUUUCUCUGAUACAAUGUCCAAGGGUUCAAUUUCAGCUUACUUCUCAGCCUGCAGAAAGCACUCAAUCUAACCAACUAAAAGAAGAUGCGGUAGUCUCCCUUGUAGAUGUAGGGUGGGUUGCUGAAGAAGAUAAUGAAGGCGACAAAGUUUUUACACGGUUCAGAUCAGAAGACUGGUCAAAAUCCCAACCAUUCCUUAAAAAUGAAGGCUCCGCAGGAAGAGACUCAAGUACCGAAGAAUUGUUGCCCAAGAAAUCACAAGAAAUGGAAGACUCCAAAACUGCAGUAGCCAAAAAUGACGAAGCAUUGCAGAAAAUAAAUGCAUUGGAAAAUGAGCUUGCUAAUUUAAGAGCACAAAUAGCCAAAAUUGUAAGCCUACAAGAACAAAAUUUAGCAGCAGCUGGAAUAGGUUCUUCUGCAUCCCUUUCUGUCCUACCGCCGCCGCCGCCACCACCGCUGCCGCCACCCCUGCCUCCACCACCGCCACUUCAGCAGAGUGUUUCUGCCAUUGACCUUAUUAAAGAGCGCAAAGGCAAAAGAAUAAAUUCUGGCACGACUCUGAAAGAUGCUGAUCCAAAGAAGCUUGAAAUGCCAAAUAUGCUAGAUAUUCUGAAAGACAUGAACAAUGUAAAGCUGCGCUCAGUGAAAAGGCCGGAGGAAAGCACAAUAAGGAAAACUGCUGAUCCAACAGAUCCUGCUGCAGUAAUAGCUGAAGCUCUUAAAAAGAAAUUUGCAUAUCGAUACCGUAGUGACAGCUCAAGUGAAAGUGAUAAACAGAUUUCAACUUCUGAAACAAAUCUGUUUGGGCCACACCUGCUGAAACCUACAGGAAAAAUGAAGAAUCUAAUUGAAAAUUGUUAAGUAGAAAAAUCAUGCUUCAGUAUAAAAGGACUGUCUCAACUGUUUUGAGAAUUAGAUUUAUAAUUUUACAAUACUGAGUUAUGUGCCUUGCUUCCAUGAACAAGUUUUAAAACGAAAAUUCUACCGUGUUCUAACACAGGUUUUAGUAUUUAUGUACAUGCUGCAUUGGGCUAACACUAAGUUAUAAAUGUUACUCUUAAACUUAUGUGAAUGCAAUUAUAGUUUAAAUUAUAGCUUUGAUGUAAUAUUUGGAAUAUAAUAGAUUAUAUUUAGCCUGUAUUGACAUCUCAUUUUGAACUUGAAGUACAGACUUCACUGGAACCUCUUUUCUUUCUAUAGGGUGAAGGUGACAAGACUUAAGAAUUUUAUUAUUCAGCAAAAUUGGCUAAAUUUAAAGCAAAUGCUGAAUUGGAGGUAUAUUUAUAUGGGAGAAACUAGUCAAAGCUUGAUCAUAUUUUUAGAUAGGAUGAAAGAUUAUAAUUGCAACUUCAUUCUAGUGAAGUCACAGCUACUAUGAAACUUAGCAUUCUUGACCUCCUUCAUAGUCCUUCAGACCUGCUUACUCACAAGUUCCUGUUGAACUGAACUGCAGAUAAUAACUGCCAAAUAAGUCAGAAAAUAAUUUGAGAUUGGGGGAAAAAACAAAUUGAAGACCAGCUUUCCUGCUGAGUAAAAUAUUUUACUUCUUGAACAGAAUAUUUUGUCAGUAUUUUGUCAUCAGUAUUUGUAAACUGCUGAAUUGAUUUGGUGUGACAAGGAAAAGUGGUUUAUCUACGAAUGAGAUAAGAGCAAGUUUAAGUUAAAUGUCAUGAAAUGCUUAAAAGCUUUCACUUUGAAAUUUGUUCAAAUAUGAAAAUGUUUUUAAUUUGAUCAUGUAAAAUUGCUCCCAGAUACUUCAAUGUUUAUUAUCAAAUAGUUACACCAGUACUUUUAAAGUUUUUUAAAAGUGUUCAAAAUUAAAAAAUAGUAUAAUAUA
Molecule: messenger RNA, 2402 nt
Organism: Ahaetulla prasina
Lineage: Eukaryota; Metazoa; Chordata; Lepidosauria; Squamata; Colubridae
Gene: MTFR1
Product: mitochondrial fission regulator 1
Exons: 10
Coding region: 437-1426 (329 amino acids)
Biological process (GO): mitochondrial fission; aerobic respiration
Cellular component (GO): mitochondrion
Source: RefSeq, a predicted model, not a curated record